AGAAAAAUAAUCUUGGACCAUAGAGGAAUAUAUUAUUUUCCUCUUAUCUUUAACAAUUAACAAAGCAAAUAAUUGGCAAAUUAUUUGACAUGGGUCUUAUUCAGAUUGAAAAAUAAUGAAUCUUGGAACAUGAGGAAUAUAUUUGUACACCAAUUUAGAGCACCAAGAUUCACCUCUGGAGCUGCUAACACUGUUACUCUGCCACCCUUUUAUUACAACUGUGGUGUCCGAGCAGCUUUUUAGUCGAGACGACGUUUGUCCUCUUGCUCGGCAAUGGAAAAUGCUGAAUCCAGCCCUCUCAAAAGAUUCCCUCUGGGUUUGGAUGAAACUACUGAAGAAGAAUACUCUUCUCAGUCCACUUUGCUCCAAGAUUUUGCUAGCAUCCCUACCAUUGAUAAGGCAUGGACUUUCACAUCUGCCAGUGGUUCCCAGUGUAUGUUCUCAGUUAGCCAGCCAAAUCUCCUUGCCAACAAAAACAGGAAAUACAUAUUAUCUAGUCAUAUUUCGAAGGGAAGUACAAAUGAUGUAAGCUUUCAAUGGGAUGCCUUCCCUAUUGAGAUGUCUAGUGGGUCGAUAAUGGUUCCAUCACCUUCAGGUUCAAAACUUCUUGUUGUUAGAAAUCCUGAAAAUGAUUCUCCAACCAAAUUCGAGAUUUGGGGUCCAUCUCGAGUCGAGAAGGAGUUCCAUGUCUCGCUCUCUGUCCAUGGCUCGGUAUAUUCGGAUGGAUGGUUUGAGGGAAUUUCUUGGAAUGAUGAUGAGAACUUUAUUGCAUACGUCGCUGAGGAGCCGGCUCCCUCUAAGCCCGUGUUUACUCAUUUAGGGUACAAGAAAGGGAAUUCUACAGAUAAGGAAUGUGGUAGCUGGAAAGGUCAAGGUGAUUGGGAAGAGGGUUGGGGGGAAACUUACCCUGGAAAAAGAGAACCUGCUAUUUUCGUUAUCGAUGUUAACAGUGGAGAAGUACAUCCUGUUGAAGGAACAAGGAAGCUUAGUGUUGGACAAGUUGUGUGGGCUCCAGCUUCUGGAGGCUUGCAACAAUAUCUGGUUUUUGUUGGGUGGCCAUCAGAUACUAGAAAGUUGGGCAUUAAGUAUUGCUAUAAUAGGCCGUGUGCCUUGUACGCGGUUAGAUCUCCAUUUUCAAAAUCACAAGAUCACCAAUCUGGAACUAAUGCAAGUGAAGAAGCAUCUCCUGUUAAGCUGACACAAAGAAUAAGUAGUGCAUUCUUUCCUCGUUUCAGCCCACACGGCAAGUCCCUUGUGUUUCUGUCUGCAAAAAGUUCCGUAGACUCUUGGGUACAUUCUGCAACUCAAUCACUUCAUAGAAUUGAUUGGUCCCCAGAUGUAAAGCCAAGUCCAGAUGCUGACAUUGUUGAUGUGGUUCCUGUUGUGAUGUGCCCUGAAGACGGCUGCUUCCCGGGUUUUUACUGUUUUAAUUUGCUAAGUAAACCUUGGCUUUCUGAUGGAUAUACCAUGAUUUUAUCUUCUGUCUGGGGAAGCACUGAAGUAAUACUUUCAGUGAAUGUAUUGAGUGGAAAGGUGUCACGCAUUAGCCCUGGAAACUCUAGCUUUUCUUGGAGCUUGCUUGCACUAGAUGGCAAUAACAUUGUUGCUGUCUGUAGCAGUCCCGCUGAUGUUCCUGAAAUCAAGUACGGUAGCCUUGUCGUAAAAUCAUCUGCGGAGGCCUCAUGGAGUUGGCUAGAUAUUUCAAGUCGCAGAUGUAGAUGCUCUGAAAAGGUUAUUUCUCUGCUAUCAUCCCGCCAAUUUGAAAUUAUUAAAAUUCCAGUCAGGGAUGACUACAAGAACCUUACAAAAGGUGCCAGCAACCCAUAUGAGGCUAUCUUCGUGUCCUCCAAGUCUAAGAGCCGUAAUCUGUGCGAUCCGCUAAUCGUUGUCCUUCAUGGGGGUCCUCAUUUCAUUUCAUUAUCAAGCUUCUCUAAGUCCUUAGCUUUCCUUUCCUCAAUUGGUUAUAGCUUGUUGAUUGUUAAUUAUAGAGGCUCCUUAGGAUUUGGUGAAGAAGCACUGCAAUCUCUUCCAGGGAAAAUUGGAUCGCAGGAUGUUAAUGAUGUGCUAGCUGCUAUAGAUCAUGUCGUUAAUAUGGGACUCGCAGAUCCAGCUAAAAUAGCUGUGCUUGGUGGUUCCCAUGGUGGAUUCUUGACAACGCACUUGAUCGGCCAGGCACCAGAUAAGUUUGCUGCAGCCGCUACAAGAAAUCCUGUCUGCAGCCUUCCUUUGAUGGUCGGUACAGCUGAUAUCCCUGAUUGGUGCUAUGCGGAGACGUUUGGGAAACAGGGAAAAUCGAUGUAUAGUGAAGCUCCUUCAUCUGAACACCUUGCUGCCUUUCACAGCAAAUCACCGAUAUCACACAUCUCCAAGGUCAAAACUCCUAUACUCUUCUUGUUAGGUGCCAAGGACCUCCGUGUACCAAUAUGUACAGGCUUGCAAUAUGCACGUGCAUUGAAGGAGAAAGGAACUGAGGUCAAAGUGCUGGUGUUUCCCGAGGACAAUCACGCUAUUGAUAGACCACAGUCUGACUUUGAAAGCUUUCUUAAUAUUGGAGUGUGGUUUAAGAAGCAUUGCAAAUAGACAUAUUUUUCAUGGCUCAAACCAAGAUUUCCACAUUCUUCCACUCUCCUUUGCAAGAAGAGAUGAAGUGAUUUGCAGGUCAAAUUUCAAACCACGGCGAUUAUACUCCUCUCGUUCACGUUCUCACCUUCACAUUCAAGCUCUCAUCUGAAUGAAAACUCUUAAAACAUGUUCACCUAAGGAAAUUUGUUGUAUAUAUUUGACCUCUGCAGUGACUGGCCAUUCAGCACUCAUUGUCAAACUCAAAUGUAUGUAAAAUAACUAACUGUUGCUGUCCUUGUACAGUUCAAUAAAUCAUCAAAAGGACUUCUCCAUUUUUAUGGGAGCAAUAUUUGUUAGUA
Nicotiana attenuata is the source of this 2921-nucleotide messenger RNA. RefSeq names its product acylamino-acid-releasing enzyme-like. The record is from RefSeq and is a predicted model, not a curated record. Lineage: Eukaryota; Viridiplantae; Streptophyta; Magnoliopsida; Solanales; Solanaceae. Gene Ontology annotation, biological process: proteolysis. The coding region runs from base 274 to 2580 and encodes 768 amino acids. Gene Ontology annotation, molecular function: serine-type endopeptidase activity. The transcript has 18 exons.